This is a messenger RNA of Fraxinus pennsylvanica, 309 nucleotides long. The record is from the annotation of a GenBank genome assembly. Lineage: Eukaryota; Viridiplantae; Streptophyta; Magnoliopsida; Lamiales; Oleaceae.
AUGUCUGAACUGCCGGAGGACUUGUGGAGAAGAAUAAUGGAGAUCGGAGUUGAAAAGUCAGUUAUGGAUUUCGAAGAUUUGUGUCGGCUUUCACUCACCUGUAAAUGCCUUUAUAAACUCUCAGGUGAAGAUUCUCUUUGGUCCUCACUGCUUUAUCGAGAUUUUUACUACAACGAAGAUGACACCAUUGCUAGUAAAAAAGAGCUUUACAAGCUCAUGUAUUUAGAAUUAAAAAACCCUGUCCACGACCAUCCCUGGGAUUAUUUUUCCCCCUUAACUACUCUUGAUUCUCCCUUUGAAUUGGAGUAG